AUGGCGCGCGGCGGGCGUGGCGGUGCGAGCCGAGGCAUCGUCGUGCGGCAUGGGGCGGCGUGCGCCACCCUCGCCACGGUCGACGAAGCUGCGGAGCUCAUGUCCGCGCUGCUGGUGCGCCAGGCGCAGCGUGUGCUCGGCGCAGCUGCAGAGGUUGUGGCCACGCUGGGCGAGGCAACGCUGGCCAAGGGCCUCCAGGCAUCCGGGCGGAGCCGAAGCGGCGCUCGAAGAGGCGCGAAGUGGAUGGCUGGAGGUGCUGGCACUCGAAAGUUCGAGGGCAAGCAGAACGAGCUGAACACCAUCGUCGACGACACAAUUGAGGACGGUGGCAACGCGUACAUCGAGAAGGAGGUGCACGACACCCUCCCCUGUGUGGACGGGCCACUGCGGGCUGACGACUGCCAGGUCGACGGCAAGCGGAACGAGGUGGAGGGCAUCACCAACCCCAUCACGAUGAAGGCAAACGAGAAGGUCGAGGUCAACAUCGGGAAGGUCGAUGGCAGGCGGAAGGUGCUGGAGGACAUCGGCAACCCCGUCGCGAUGAAGACAAUCGGGUGUGAAGUGAUCGAGGCGACGUUGGAGGCGCAGCAGGGCAGCGUCAACCUUUGCCUCAGCAUAUGCGCAACCCUGCAGGAGGAUAAGCUGCAGGACAAAUUCAAGGACGACGCUGGCACUCGCACAAUCGAGGGCAAGCAAGAAGACCUGGACACCAUCGCCAACGUUACCUUAGAGGGCGGCGGCCAGGCGGGCGUGGAGGCUCUCUUCGAGGAGCGCGAGGGCAUGCCGAAGGAGCAGGAGGGCGUCAACCACGCUACGAUGGUGGCGUACCAGGCAGAGGUCGGCGAGGGCGCUUCUGAGGAGAAGACCGAAAACGCGGUGCACGGUGUCCUCGACGGGGCGGAGCGGGAGGGCAUCGUCAACCCCAUCACGAUGAAGGUGGGCGACCGCGUGCGCAUCACGAAGGGACAGAACGCAGGGGGCGGUGGCAGCGUCCUCAGCGCAGGCGACACCAUCGUGCGCGUUCGUCUCGACGGAGCUGGCGCUGGGCGACAUGGGGUUGCCUACGAGCCACGCGACAACGUCGAGAUGGAGGCCGAGGAGCUGCGCCGCGCGGUGCGGACGCUGCGGCAGCCGAGGCGGUAG
Messenger RNA from Prorocentrum cordatum, 1143 nucleotides. NCBI's taxonomy places the organism in Eukaryota, Dinophyceae, Prorocentrales, Prorocentraceae. The record is from the annotation of a GenBank genome assembly.